Paramecium tetraurelia is the source of this 1386-nucleotide messenger RNA. RefSeq lists its product as uncharacterized. Gene Ontology annotation, molecular function: protein serine/threonine kinase activity; ATP binding. NCBI's taxonomy places the organism in Eukaryota, Ciliophora, Oligohymenophorea, Peniculida, Parameciidae. The transcript is spliced from 3 exons. Gene Ontology annotation, biological process: peptidyl-serine phosphorylation; protein autophosphorylation; autophagy. The record is from RefSeq and is a predicted model, not a curated record. Gene Ontology annotation, cellular component: autophagosome; cytoplasm.
AUGUAAAAAUUUGUUGGGAAAUACUCAUUCAAUAUGAAUCAUCUACUUGGAAGAGGAGCAUAUGGAAUUGUUUACAAAGGGACGUCAUCUGAUGGAAUGCCUGUUGCAAUUAAAGUGAUUGAUAGAAGAAUGAUUAAUCAAACUAAUACUUAACAAUUAUUAAAUGAGAUUAGAUCUAUGAAGUAACUUAAUCAUAAAAAUAUUGUUAAAUUUUUAGAUUUCUAUGAAACUCAAAACAAUUUUUAUAUUAUAUCAGAAUUUUGUAAUGGUGGAGAUUUAAGAGAUAUAAUCAAAAGAGGUAAAUUGGAUUCAUAAUCAGUAAUCAAUAUCCUAAAGCAAAUCUUAAAUGGUUAUCAUUCACUCUUUCAAAACUCAAUAAUUCACAGAGAUUUAAAACCAGCUAAUAUACUAUUGCAUUAGGGAAUUCCUAAAAUUGCAGAUUUCGGAUUUGCAAAGAAAAUUGAUUUCGAAAACGAUUUAAUGACAAGCAUAGCAGGCACUCCUCUUUAUAUGGCUCCGUAAGUUAUUUUAAGAUAACCUUACACAUCCAAAUGCGACAUUUGGUCUUUAGGCAUGAUUUUGUAUGAGUUACUAUUUUAAAAACUUCCCAUAAUUGCUGAUAAUAUAAUCCAAUUGUAAGAAAAAAUUUGUAAACCAAUCAUUGUACCUCAACUAGAUAAUUCAUAAUUAUAGUAAUUAAUUUAAGGAUGUUUACAAAUUAACGAAGAGAAUAGGAUAAAUUGGGAGGAAAUCUAUUAGAAUCCACUUAUUUAAGAACAGAGCAAUUCAAAAAGACAAUAUGCAGGUGUAUUGGUGGAGGUAGAGCCUGAAUAAACUGAUUACAGAAAACUAUUAAUAAUAAAUUAUUUGUAAAUUGAGUUUGAAGCUAACUAAAGAAUUUAUUUGAAUUAGCUGAAUUUUGCUAGAAGUGCAUUUAAUUUUAGUUUUUUCAUUUAAAAAUUUGAACAGCCAUUCUAUGAUUUGGCAUAAAAAUUACGAUGUUUUUCAUUUAAUUGGUUAAUUUAGCUGGAAAACUCAAAGUUUUUAAAAGAAUAACAGAAGUUUUUCAAUGAUGAAAGAGGUUAAUUUUGUUUGACUUAAUUGAAACAAAUGAAACAGGCUUUUGUUGACAAUGCACCUGAGAACAUUUAAUAGUUGACUUUCAAUAUGAUAACUUUAAUAUAAUUACUUGAAGACUACUUUACAAAUUUUUCUGUUAAUUUGGGGUCAUUAAAUAGACAUCAAUUAUUAGCUACAUUUAUGAUGAAAUACCUAUCUAGGACUUUAAGAACAGCUAAAUUGAAUGAAUGUUUUUAUGUAGCAGAUCUUUCAGAUAUUUAAAAGUGUACAGACAAAGAGAUUAUGUAGAGGAUCCUACAACCUUGA